AUGGAGAUGGAUGAGUUGACAAAGCGUUGGGAAAAGCUAAACUUGUCUAAGGAAGAGAGUAAGGUGUUCCAUGUCCAGAAUGAGGGUGCUAAGGAAGGGAGUAGUCGUGGGAAGCACUGUAUUAUUGGCAAAGUCUUGUCUGAAAAAGGAGUAAACAAUGAAGCCUUCAGGUCCACUAUGUCACAAGUAUGGAGGUUAGAGGGUUGGGUGAGGUUUAAGGACUUGGGUGAUCAAAGCUUUUUAAUUGAAUUUCAGUGGUUGACUGAUAAGGAAAAAGUUCUGAGUGGUCGACCGUGGUUUUUUGAUAGACAUCUCUUAACUUUAUUAGAAGUUAAUGAAUCUGUCUCUAUAGUAGGUUUACAGUUUAAGUUUGAACCUUUUUGGGUUCAACUCCAUAAUCUACCAUUGGCAGCUAUGACAGAAGCAGUGAGAGAGGCUUUUGGGUCCUCAAUUGGUCCUGUCAUUCGUGUGUAG
This is a messenger RNA of Carya illinoinensis, 474 nucleotides long. RefSeq lists its product as uncharacterized. The coding region runs from base 1 to 474 and encodes 157 amino acids. The transcript has a single exon. The record is from RefSeq and is a predicted model, not a curated record. NCBI's taxonomy places the organism in Eukaryota, Viridiplantae, Streptophyta, Magnoliopsida, Fagales, Juglandaceae.